This is a messenger RNA of Procambarus clarkii (red swamp crayfish), 1903 nucleotides long. RefSeq lists its product as uncharacterized. The record is from RefSeq and is a predicted model, not a curated record. NCBI's taxonomy places the organism in Eukaryota, Metazoa, Arthropoda, Malacostraca, Decapoda, Cambaridae.
AAGAUUGAGAAAAGAUGUACUGGUUCGUAAGUACUUGCGUAAAUGCUUGGUGAAUCUGGCCUCUGGUAUUUGUUUCCAAAAAUCCUUAUUGUAAAAUUGUACCCCAAGGUGUAUUUCUUGUCCCAUGUAGUUAGGACUGGUGAUUAUUACUAUAUAAACCACUGCACUUCCACUAUUUGUAAGAAAGUAAGAGCGGGUGUUGUUAGCGAUACUUUAGGGUACAGCUUUCAAUCUCGUACCUUACAAUCUGUCUAGGGGAGAUGCUGGGCAGUGGCAGUGUCUGGGAUGUUCCCGGACGUAGGUUCGAAUCCUCGUCACGGCACUUGUGGAUUUGUUCGUCUAGGGGAGAGUUUCAGAAACCUGUUUGCAUUUAGUUUAGUUCAUUUAUUAUGUACCCCAUACCCAUCCCGUGGGCGGUAGUGGAAAGUGUUACAGAGGCACAUGAUGGGCUCAGGGACUGAACCCCACAAUUUAUUUAACUAAGCAAGUUACAAUCUUGAUGAACUAGUUACAAAAUUCAUUAUAAGUCGUCACAUCAACAAUGGGUUCGAGAUCGACCACAAGUACAGUUUCUAAACAGAGCAGCUGAAAGCAGAGUUUGCUAUUGACACCUGCUAGAUGACAGCUGUUAGCUGACAGCUGCUAGAUGAAUGCCCAAACACCUGCUGGCUGAUGAUGAAUACUAUUUAAUUUCAGGUGUAAUUUUCCAAAUAAAUUACCACUCUCCAUAAGUACAGCCACGACUACCACAGUCACGUACCCUCCGUCGCCACCAUCACAGCUUACAGAUCCAAGAGCGUCGUGUAGCGGAGCAGGAAGAUGACUUCGACAAGACUAAGAAUGUGGGUGCCUGCUGUCGUUGGCGCAUGUGUCAUGGUGGUCCUGCUGGGGCGUCAUGUUGACUGGACCUUGCAACACCACUCUCCUGAUAUGCAGGAUGCUGCAAUCACCUCUGAUGGGCCAGCAGGUGCUGAGCGUCGCGGGGCCUUCUACAGUGACGCAGAGAUUGCCACGGACCAAGAGGACUGGAGUACCAAGGAAUGUUCUUUGAUGCCGUUCGUGGGGGUGAUGGCGAUUUUCGACUACAUAGACACCCGUACUCUUCCCUGUGACAAACCUGUAAUGGUAGGCGGGCAGACCCACACACACCCCGGGUACUUCGUGGGGGAGAAAUGGGUAUGCAUGAGUCCCAAGUUCAACAUCAAGUUCGGAGACUGUCUCGUCUACUCCUUCGGCAUCGAGCGGGACUUCACCUUCGACGACGACAUGGACCAGAGGUUCAACUGUAAGGUCAACGCCUUUGACCCCACCAUUAAGCUACAGACCCACAACCGUUCCGAAAAUGUCCAGUUCUUCGACCUGGGCAUCUCUAACGUCAGUGGCACCCUGGAGGGCACUGACAAAAAGGUGGAUCGCUAUACCAACAUCGUAAAGAUGUUGGGCCACGAGAAUGUUGUCAUCGACUAUCUAAAGGUGGACGUGGAGGGCUACGAGCUGCCUAUGUUCUUAGACAUUCUCAACAACACCCCCAACCUUCUCAAGAACGUCAAGCAAAUCGGCAUGGAGGUCCACCUCAAAGAAGAACGAAACAAACAUUACUGGAAGAUGUUCCAGCAGCUGGAGUGCUUGGGGUUCAAGGUGUGGUUCAGCGAGAUGAACCCUGUGAGGACCAUGUGGUACCAGGUGGGAGGGAAGACCCGCUCCUGCUGCUACGAAAUCGUUUGGGCUCGCGACCGCCAGUGGUAGGUCUCCAAGCACGUCUCCACAGACACAGGUGGCACGAAGCACUUACGAACCUGGGGCCAGAUUCACGAAGCACUUACGAACCUGGGGCCAGAUUCACGAAGCAGUUACGCAAGCACUUACGAACCUGGGGCCAGAUUCACGAAGUAGUUACGCAAGC